This is a messenger RNA of Trypanosoma cruzi, 683 nucleotides long. RefSeq names its product mucin-associated surface protein (MASP), putative. Lineage: Eukaryota; Euglenozoa; Kinetoplastea; Trypanosomatida; Trypanosomatidae. The annotation marks the transcript as partial. The transcript has a single exon. The record is from RefSeq and is a predicted model, not a curated record.
AUGGCGAUGAUGAUGACUGGCCGUGUGCUGCUGGUGUGUGCCCUCUGCGUGCUGUGGUGCGGUGCGGUUUUUGGACACGCGAUGGACGAUUACUGCAGUGAGGGUGGAGGGAACGGUUUGAGGCACACGAGUAAUGGUGGAGAUGACGGCGUGUCUCUAAAGGCGGACUGCGGGCUGUUAUCCACUCGAAUGGGAUUAAUAAAGGCGGUUGAAGCUGCGGAAGGUGAACAAGAAUUGAGUGGAGACCCAUCGCAAGAUACCGGGGAAUCAUCAAUUGAUAAGAAAGUGCGCAGCGGAGCGGCUGGUUUAGAAGGAGAUGGUGUCACAGUUCAACCACCAGCAGCACCACUGGGGUCUGGAGGCCCAGGUACAGGAGGACAGGAGAGGGGAUCGAACGUGUUGGGCCCAAAUGGAGGAAGGGAAGCAGAUAAGAUGGGCCACAAGGACGGUAAGGGAACUGGGUCCCACAACGAAGGUGCUGAACAAUCCUCUUUUUUACCUGGCAGCCCUGGACCUCAAAGUGGUGAAGAUCACAUAUUGGAGAAUAAUUCCGAGAGUAAUGAACCCUCCGAUAUCCAACAGAAUAAAGAAGAUGCAAUUGAAGCGGAAACACCAAAAAUAUCAGAAAAAGAAGAACCUGGAGGAGGGAAAGAAAAAGAAAAUGGUAAAGCACUCACAGGGAU